This is a messenger RNA of Xenia sp. Carnegie-2017, 773 nucleotides long. RefSeq lists its product as uncharacterized. The transcript has 3 exons. Lineage: Eukaryota; Metazoa; Cnidaria; Anthozoa; Malacalcyonacea; Xeniidae. The record is from RefSeq and is a predicted model, not a curated record. The coding region runs from base 69 to 458 and encodes 129 amino acids.
UUCAUGACAAUGAUGUCGAAAGUGAUUCCAAUGAAGAGAAAAUUGUGAACCUGAAGAACGGCAAGAAAAUGUCUGGUGGGAGUCAUAUGUUUUCCGAGUCAUCCGACUACAAAUGCACCCCUGUUGUUGGUACAAAGGAGAAAAAGUCAUCACCUAUAAAUUCUUCCAAAGAGAAUUUUGAACAUUUGAAAAAUGAAGGGAAAAUUUUCACAUUUUCUUGCGUUGGUACAAAGGAGAAAAAGUCAUCACCUAUAAAUUCUUCUGAAGAGAGCGUUAAGCAUAUGAAAAAUGAGGGGACAAUCUCAACAUUUUCUUCACCUAAACUGUUUACAAACAAAACCAGCGGUUCUUUUUUUCUUGGCGGUGUUAAAAUUAAGAAUCCAGGUCCGCCAUUACGUGUAGGACUAUCAAGAAACCAUAAGUGCUGUUGGAAUGAAGUUCGACUAUAUAUGUCUUAAAGUGAAUGGUUUGAACCCGGGAACUCUGAAGAUAACUACCGCUAAGGUUGUCGAAACGUCAGUCAACAUCAACACGAACAGUCCUUCUUAGGACUUUAUUGUCAUGGGUGAUGUACAUCUACAAACAUAUAUAUAUAUAUACGUCAAAUGUCAUUUGUGACUGUUGUAGGACAUCUAACCGUGGUUAAAUACGAUUAACAACAGAAUGUAAAUUUGUAUUAUAGGCUAUAACGUCUUCACAAAUAAAAUAAGAAAAUUGAGCAGUUCUUUUUGACAGUUGAAUGGUGAAAUUAUACGGUCUAUUACAAAUUGUAA